CAGCCAUUUUUCUUUAACUUUUGGGAAAACGCGAACCUUAACUGUGAUCGUCGGUGACGAAAACCUUGAUUCCUCUUUUCCUCAAAGCGUUAACCACGGUCCAUACCUUAUCUCCGUUGUCCACACUCUUCUUCUUAAUCUCCUUCUCAACGUUUAAGUGGACCCCACCUCCCACUCCCACCUCCGGCGCCUCCGUUUUCAGCCGCAUCGCCAACACCUCCCCGACGGACGCCGCCGCUCUCGCGUCACACCCCUUCCCCCAUUCGAACGCGCUUCUCAGUGCAUGCUCCACGCUGGACGCACUCGCCACCUCUCUCCCGUUGUUCCCUUCCACCACCUUCGCCGUCAUGUGCUUCGCCGACACGAAAACCCUUAACACAUACCUCAUCCCCAUUCCAAUCCCAACGCUUUGGGCUCCCCAAUAUAGCUUGGGCCUUCCUCACUCGGCCCAAUACAAAUCUAGAAACCCCGUUUUUAAUCCCAGACGAAUGUGGCAACAAGGAUAAUACUAAUUGGAGCAAUGGCACCAUCUACUGUUACGCUUAUUCCGCCACGAUUCACCCUCUUCACUUAUCCUAGAAACAACGCUUCUAGAAUCUUCCAUUUCCGUUCUCCUCUCACGCGUUCUAUCUCUGCGAUGACGACACAGCAAGGAUCCUCUUCUACCAAAACGGAGAGAGUGGUGAUAAAGGGGAGGGUGCAGGGAGUGUUCUACCGGAACUGGACGAUUGAAAAUGCGACGCAGUUAGGGUUAAAGGGGUGGGUGCGCAACCGGAAGGACGGGUCCGUGGAGGCUCUGUUCUCUGGGAAUGUUGAUGCGGUGCAGGAGAUGGAGCAAAGGUGUCGACGUGGCCCUCCUGAUGCGCUUGUCACGGGGCUUCAGGUUUUUCCCUCGGAUGAUGAUCCCGGCACUGGAUUUCACCGCAAGCCAACGCUUUGAUCUUCUAUCCUUCGAUCAAUUCGGUAAUUUCCCUCGUACGUACCUGUCACCGACCUUGAGGCGGUGAAUCUCUGUGCACCUAUCUUUUUCGAUGAUUUGGUGGUGUAUAAAUUGUGUAUGGAGAAGAAUAAGUAAAUUUAGCUUUUAGUCUGAUGCAAUUUUAAUACUUAGGCUCUAUUUAGUCCUUCUACAAUGCAUUUGUUCCUUAAGUUGCAAGUCUGAAGGUAUAAAAGCUUACAUUUUCUUAUAUAGUUAAUAAUAUGUGUGAUAUUCUUUUGUUUCAA
Vigna angularis (adzuki bean) is the source of this 1224-nucleotide messenger RNA. RefSeq lists its product as uncharacterized. The coding region runs from base 521 to 940 and encodes 139 amino acids. Gene Ontology annotation, molecular function: acylphosphatase activity. The transcript is spliced from 2 exons. The record is from RefSeq and is a predicted model, not a curated record. NCBI's taxonomy places the organism in Eukaryota, Viridiplantae, Streptophyta, Magnoliopsida, Fabales, Fabaceae.